AAGAGGAAGCACAGAAAGUAUGCAUUUAAAAAUUGUGUUGUUAUCUGUUUUAGAUGUUUGCGCUGAUUAAUAGCAUCUUUUUAACAAACAAAUAAAAGUUAAUAGUUUUUGUUAAUGUGUACUGAAUUCUGUUGAGAAAAAUGGAUAAAAUAUCGCAUAUUAAAAGAGAUGAGAUUCGAUUUAAGCACGAUCUAGAAGUGAAUAAAAUGACUUCACGGGAGUUUUAUCAAGACCCAAGAGCUCGUGUAGAUUAUCAACAGUAUAUCCUAAGAGAUACUGAAUAUUUUAAUCUUUUCAAGCUAGCUAUUCUUUAUAACAAACACCUGUUUGUAAAUCGCACAGUACUAAAUUUGAACUGUGAAUUAGGUUUACUGGCAUUGUUCGCUGCAAAAGCCGGUGCGAAAACUGUUUAUGCCAUUGACGAUUCUAAAGUAGUGGAUUACACCCGUCAAGUUGUUGCGAGCAAUGGCUUUGAGCAUAUAAUAAAUGUAAUAGAAGGUAACAUACGAACGAUUAAGUUGCCUACAAAAGUGGAUAUAAUAAUUGCCGACUGGUUGGGUUAUACGCUUUUGUUUGAGUCAACUUGUGCUGAUGUUAUAUAUGCUCGCGAUCACUGGCUGAAAGAUUCUGGAAUUAUUUUCCCUGAUAUUGCCAGAAUGUUUUUGCUAUUAGGACAAAAUACUGAAAAUAGAAAUGCUUAUACUGAAUGGUGGCAUAAUGUACAUGGUUUUAAUAUGAAAGCACUACGACAAUCUGUGACAAAAACACCCAAGUUUCAAUAUGUGGGAAAAGAAAAUCUUCUUACUGAUCGUUAUGAGAUAUACGACCUAGAUAUGAACACUGCUACGAUAGCUGACUUAAAAGUUCGUUCGCAAUUUAUAUUUAAUAUAAAGAGAAGUUGUACAAUUGAUGUCGCUAUAACAUAUUUUGAAGCAAAGUUCUCAAAAUCGCACAUACCAGUAUAUAUACGCACAAAUCCUUCUUGUAAGAGAUCGACCCGAUUUAAGCAAGGUAUUUUUUACUUCAAUAAACCGGUGAAUGUUGAAGCGUCUAGUCUACUUUAUGGCGGUAUCGAAAUGUGCCCUGCACAGUUUAAUACAGACUUUAAAUGUAUCGAUAUCAAUUUUGAACUGUACGCGGGUAAUCCAGGAAAUUCUAAUUUACUGACUGAAAUGCAUUGGAGACUGCCCUCAUAUUUUGUUGAACGUAAAACAAAACCAAGGAUAAAUGUUGUGAAUAACAAGCAGACAAUAGUAGAAAAAGUUGAAAUCGUCGAUCAACUUGUGAAAGAUGAAAAAGAUGAGAAUAAAGAUAUUAAUGGCAAUAAAACUGAAGAGCACGUAAAAAAAGUCAAUGAAGAUGCGAAAUGUAAUAAAGAUGUUGAAGAUUUUAACAAGCACUCCAAGACUAAAAAAAACCGCAAGAAGAAGUAUAAAAAAAUUAUUUAGAACUUGUUCGACCAUAACAAUAUCAUUUCAUACAUAUUUGUGUUAUAGUAAUUAAAAAA
Messenger RNA from Teleopsis dalmanni, 1507 nucleotides. RefSeq names its product protein arginine N-methyltransferase 1-like. The coding region runs from base 141 to 1448 and encodes 435 amino acids. Gene Ontology annotation, cellular component: nucleus. NCBI's taxonomy places the organism in Eukaryota, Metazoa, Arthropoda, Insecta, Diptera, Diopsidae. Gene Ontology annotation, biological process: peptidyl-arginine methylation. The transcript is spliced from 2 exons. Gene Ontology annotation, molecular function: protein-arginine N-methyltransferase activity. The record is from RefSeq and is a predicted model, not a curated record.